This is a messenger RNA of Ilex paraguariensis (yerba mate), 2269 nucleotides long. The record is from the annotation of a GenBank genome assembly. Lineage: Eukaryota; Viridiplantae; Streptophyta; Magnoliopsida; Aquifoliales; Aquifoliaceae.
CCGCUCAGUUGUUCGAUCAAUCAGCCAUAUCAUUAUAAACGUCGGACUUCCUCUUUAUUUCAAACCCAGUCGAUCAUGUUGCGGAGGUCCAUUCUGGAGCUCUCGUCCCGUCGACUGGUUAAAAGGACUCCAACGCAGAUUACAACCCAGAUUCCUUCAUAUCUUUCUUCUAGGAAGGAAUUCUCUGUUACACCUCAGCAAAAUGCACCACAGGGAUCGGGUUCAACAGGAAAGCCAUCCGAGUCUGGUAGUAAUUUGUCAAAAGUUGUUCUGGGAAGCAUUGCACUAGGUGCUGCUUUUGUGACAGCUUACCAAUGGGAUACUCGAUUUGGUAAAGAGCAGCAUAGAAAAGCUAUUGAGCUAGACAAGGUGCACUUGUCGGAAAGUAAUACAAGUUCAAAGGAUGGGGAACAUUUAGCAGAGAAUGUUCCCAACCUUCAAGAGUCGAGCAUAUUAAACCCUGGCGUGGAUCAUGUGGAGGAAAAUAUUGAAAUUCAUUCAGCUUCCACUCACCUUGAAGAUUCGAGCAUAAAUGAAGGAGAGAGCCAGUUUAAAGUAACUGAGACAUCAGAAAUAACUCCUCAAGAAGAUAUCAGCCCCAGACAGGGGAAUGAGUUUCCCAAAGCUCCUCAUAGCAGCAUGGCAUCAGAUAAUGGAGGUAGUAAUUCUAGAACACCGCUUGAAGAUAAUCUUGACAUGAAGAACCCAGAGGUGAAACCUGAUUUGGAGCAGCUUGAGGCUGUCAAAAUCACACCAAUACUUGAACAGGCUGAUGCAGUUCCCCAAGAAAAUGAGAUGCAGUUCAUGCCGCCACAACACUUCAACACUAAAGACACACCAGAGCCAAGUUCCCUCCUUGAUGCAUACCAUUUAAAAGAUGAGACUGAAAAAACUGCAGCAGCUGCUUCAACUGAAGAUAAGGAUUUAGUGGGGGCAGUUGAAGAUUUGAAUGAUGCUUACAUAUCUAAGGAUGGGAAGUUGGUUCUUGAUUUUUUGCAAGCCAUUCAUGCAGCUGAGAAAAGGCAAGCAGAGUUAGAUGCUCAUAUUUUUGCUGAAGAAAAAAGAAUGAUAAAGGAGAAGUAUGACAAGGAAUUGAAGGAUGCAAGAGCCAGGGAACUUAUGUAUGCUGAAAGGGAAGCCAUUUUGGAUAAGGAAUUAAACAAGGAAAGAGUAAAAGCAGCUGUUGCUCUCAAGUCACUCCAAGAAAAAUUGGAAGAAAAACUGCAGAUGGAGCUUGAACAGAAGGAAACUGAAGCAGAAUUGAAGCAGAAGACAAUGCAAGAGUUAGCAAAAGCAGAACUGGCUGCCACAAUUGCAAGUGAGAAGGCUUCUCAGAUUGAAAAAAUGGCAGAAGCAAAUCUUAAUAUAAAUGCAUUGUGCAUGGCAUUCUAUGCUCGAUCUGAAGAGGCUCGUCAGAGUCAUUCUGUUCACAAGCUUGCCUUGGGAGCACUUGCACUGGAAGACGCUUUAUCUAAGGGGCUACCUAUUCGGAAAGAAAUAGACUUGCUGCAUACUUACGUAGAAGACAUUGAUAAAGACUCCCUUUUAACUCUAGUUCUAUCAUCCCUUCCUGAAGAAACACGAAACUAUGGAACAGAUACUCUGCUGCAAUUGAAUUACAAGUUCGAUACCUUGAAAGGGACGCUGCGACAUUUCAGCUUAAUCCCCCCGGGUGGUGGUGGGAUUUUGACACAUUCUUUGGCUCAUGUUGCAUCGUGGCUGAAGGUUAAAGAGGUUAACGAGUCUGGUGAUGGGAUUGAAUCUCUAAUCAAGAGAGUUGAGAGCUUCUUAACAGAAGGGAAACUCUCUGAAGCUGCAGAUACUCUGGAGGAGGGCGUCAAAGGCAGCCAAGCAUCUGAAAUUGUCGGUGAUUGGGUUAGGCAAGCAAGGAACAGGGCUAUUACAGAGCAAGCUUUAACCCUACUGCAAUCUUAUGCUACCUCCAUCAGCCUUACGUAGUUCUCCGUGUUUAAUCAUGGAGACUUCUCUUAGCAGGACUAUCCUGUGGAUGGUGCCAAAAUUCGAGUUUUGUUUACAGAAAGAGGUUUGACUUUUGAAUUUGUAGUCUGUGUCAACAAUCUCUUUGCUCUCGGGAAUUCAGGCAGUGAUUGCAGCAAGUUUUUCUGUUGCGGUCCGAGUAGAUUGUAUGUAUUUCUCAAACAACAUUUCUUUAGUUUGGCUCCAACAAUUUUCAUAUUGUACUUCAGUAGGCACUAAAGCGAUGUGGUGGUUACAAUCAUAAUCAUACAUGAAUAAAAACUAAUCAAUU